UCUCCGGUCUGUUCAGCCGCCACCGGCCGCUCGAUAUGAAGCCGCUCUUCGCCGCGCUUCUAGCCGGCCUCCUGUGCAUGCAGACAGAGUCUUUGCUGUGCAUCACAUGCGACAAAGUGGACCAUAACGACAAAUGCAUUACCAUACAGCGCUGUGCUGAGACCGACCGCUACUGCACAACAAAAUAUUUUGGCAGAGGUUCUGGUGAAAGACACACAGAACUGAUCAGCAAAGGAUGUUCUGCCUAUUGUCCUGAUGUAGGGGUUGAUAUUGGCUUGAUGGCUUUCUCAGUGAAAUGCUGCUCCCAUUCCUUUUGCAACACAAGUGGUGCUAUCAGUGUGAAGAUGAGCUCUUUGAUGCUGCUGGUGGGCACCUUGGCCAGUGUCUUCUACAUGAUUGGAGCCAAUCUGUGAUGAGAGACGACAUGAGCUCAGGGCAGCUCCCCCAUGGAGGACUCAAACCUAUCCUGGAAAAAUUGUAGGUUAAAAAGAAUUUCCCUCUUGCUA
Molecule: messenger RNA, 506 nt
Organism: Ahaetulla prasina
Lineage: Eukaryota; Metazoa; Chordata; Lepidosauria; Squamata; Colubridae
Product: lymphocyte antigen 6E-like
Exons: 3
Coding region: 36-413 (125 amino acids)
Molecular function (GO): acetylcholine receptor inhibitor activity
Source: RefSeq, a predicted model, not a curated record